GCACCUACCUACUAAAUAUGUAUUGAUUAACUACCUCUGCCUCAAAAGAACCUUUUGUGUCGACUGUGCAGUGAAUUAUAUUAAUCAUUUUUGGACAUUAAUAUUUAAUAAAUUUUAAAUGAAUUAAGUAUAGUGCUUAGAUAGAGAUCUGAAUAUAUACAUACUAUUAUUUCAAGGUUUAUUUUAAAAAAAAUGGCAUGGACCGGAUACCAGAAGUUUCUAGCACUAGUUAUGGUGGUAACGGGGUCUAUUAACACCCUGAGUACCAAGUGGGCAGAUAACAUCGAUUCUAAAGGUUCCGAUGGGAUAGUUCGCACAUUUCAACAUCCAUUCCUCCAGGCUUUGUUUAUGUUUUUCGGUGAAAUGAUGUGUCUGUGGACUUUCAAAUUAGUUUAUUGGUGGAACAGAAGGAGCGGCACAGAAAGCCAAUUGACUCAGGGCAGCCAAGACUUUAACCCAUUCAUAUUGAUGCCCGCAGCUAUGUUUGACUUGAUUGGAACAUCAAUCAUAUAUAUUGGGCUGACCCUGACCUAUGCCAGCAGCUUCCAGAUGUUCCGAGGUUCUAUUAUUGUGUUCGUAGCUCUGUUCUCAACUAUAUUACUUGAUAGAGUUAUUAAAAGACGAGAAUGGUUUGGAAUAUCUCAAUUAAUCUUGGGGCUGAUAAUAAUUGGUGCUACUGAUGCCAUCUAUCAGUCCCCCGAUGACUCUAAAGGUAGAAAUAGUAUGAUAACUGGGGACUUGUUGAUAAUCCUGGCCCAAAUUAUACUCGCCUGCCAAAUGGUUUACGAAGAGAAAUUUGUAUCUGGUCUCAAUAUUCCACCACUACAAGCUGUUGGCUGGGAGGGUGUUUUUGGAUUUUCAAUGCUAUCGGUUCUACUUGUGAUAUUCUACUUUAUCCCAGCCCCACCGCACUUUGACAACAACGCUAGGCAUACCGUCGAGGAUUUUAUUGAUGGACUGGUGCAAAUAGGAAACAACUCAUUUCUACUGCUCGCUAUAAUGGGAACUGUAGUUUCCAUAGCGUUUUACAACUUUGCUGGUAUCAGUGUCACCAAGGAAAUGUCCGCCACCACAAGAAUGGUCCUAGAUUCUGUGAGGACCCUCGUCAUCUGGAUGGUAUCUCUUGGAGUGAAAUGGCAGGUUUUCCAUUGGCAGCACCUGAUAGGUUUUGCUAUCCUAAUCUUUGGUAUGGCCGUCUAUUAUGACAUAAUCCCAAUGAAUUCCAGAAGACCUGCCGACGAUGAAACUCCUGUUGUUAACUCGGAAGCUGAUAGACUCGAAGAAGCUUAAAAUAAGAUAAUUAUUUAUGUACAUAUAUAUAUAUAUAUAUAUAUAUAUGUAUAUUUAUAUAUAAGUUUUUCUAUUAUAAACUAUUAUGUACUUCUCUUGGGUCAUGUCUAUGAUUUAAUAGUCAAUCUAUUGCUCAGUUUUAAAAAUGUUUAUAUUCAUUGCAUAGUUAAGGUGUAUAGGUUAUUAUGAUAAGUAAGUUUUUUCAAAUCUUUUAUAUAAAACUAUAUUUUCGGGUGUGCCUCGCAUCUACAGUUAUUUUAUGUUUUCAACCUGACGUCUCAAUUACUUUUCAACACCCCAGAUCAUACUAGCAAUAAGACGAGAUAAUACUAUGACUACAUUGAUUUUUUUGGAGGCAAGUUGCUGGAAAUUAAUUGGAAUGCUAGCUUAAAAAUAAAAAGGUAAGUAUAUAUGCGAGUCAGGUCCGGAAAUAUAGUAUUAUACAAAUGUGUACUAUAUGUGAACAUUUUGAAAUCUUUAUUGUUCUAAACUUGUACAUAUUAUUUUCCCUGUUCAUGUUAAUAGAGUCAUUGUAAAAUAGAUUAUUAAUUAUAUACUUUUCACCUUACGUUCCUAUCUGACAAGGUUUGGAAGGCUAUAUAAUGUGAUAUAUCCAUGAUUUUAUAUGUUUUUACUGACAACGCAACUGUAUUGGCCCUCCGACAUGAAGUAUAUACAAAGAACAUUCACGUACACUGUAAACAAAUAUAGUAUUGCAGUAAUUUUUUUUUUUUUUUUGACUAGUUUUGUAUAAAUAUUUGGUGAGAGCGAAAUGUUAAGCAAUAAAGAACGUAUCCUAAGUAUAUACUUUUGCAUAAAUGUG
Molecule: messenger RNA, 2113 nt
Organism: Danaus plexippus (monarch butterfly)
Lineage: Eukaryota; Metazoa; Arthropoda; Insecta; Lepidoptera; Nymphalidae
Gene: Tango9
Product: solute carrier family 35 member F6
Exons: 8
Coding region: 193-1290 (365 amino acids)
Cellular component (GO): membrane; intracellular membrane-bounded organelle
Source: RefSeq, a predicted model, not a curated record